GUUAGAUUAGGGUGGUGUAAAAUGUCAAAGAGCCCACUCAGCCAUGCUGUGACAUUGUUUACAAAACAAGAACGGAUCAAAGUGCAUCAAGCGCACAGGUAUCACGGUAGCUGUGUGUGGCACGCACGAAGAAAAGGGAGGCGUAUCGCGAAAAAUAAUCAUAAAAAAGAGUCGACGACAAAAGAUGAUGUGUCAAAUCAGUGUAGACCUGCUGGCAAGAAAAUUCCUUUCCCGGGAUUGGGGGAGAAAGUUCUCCGUUUGAAGUAUAAAAGGUUAUCGAAGCAGGGAGCAAAAACGAACUGGACCGAAUGAAGAAAAUUGGCCACUAAAUGAGAUCGUCUGUAAGUUACAUGUUAUCGCAAGGACCAGGUGACCCGAUAAUGGCGCUUCCAGACUACGAGCAGCAUCACUAUCAUCACGGUUGUCUGCUAAUCCUUGUACGCGGAAUCGGUCCACUGAAGCCGCGAUCUCUGCAGCGUGUUUCCGAACGAAUUCAGCGACUGAACAACGUCAAAAUUCCUGAUUCUUCAGGAAUAACUCGAGAUAUUUGGGUCCGAUAUAUUAGAGACCAUCCAGUGGAAAAUAAUGAUUGGGGUGAUUUCCAGCCGCAUCGGAGACUGCUGGGUUUGAUAACAGUUGGCAAAUUCGACAACCAAACCGAGCUGAAUGUAACAAUCUACGGCAGAAAAAAACCGAUAUGGUGAUUAACGGCAUCGAUUCCGGACAAAACCUCCGCUUCUUCUAACUCGCCAGCUUCUUCUAUCAGAUAACAUUUUCAUCUGGAUCAGGUGGCAGCACGGCCAGUGGAAGUUCUUCGCUCACCGAUUCUGGAACGCUGGUUAACAAAUCAACUACUACCCAGAAGUUCCCUCCGAACAUUCUCCAACCGGAGGAAAUUCCAGCCCGUUAUCGAGAAGCGAUUAUUAAUUACAGCAAGUAUCGUAGCGCAGGUAGUAUCGAAACAGAAGCUGCUCUGAAAGCAGCCGGAAUCUGUAUUGAACAGGGAAAAAACUUGGACGUAGCAAUGUUCCUUCAAAACGUACUUUACAUUAACCUCAACAUGAUCGAACAACAGCGGGUUCGGCGGUUUGAAGUACUCACAGAUCUGUACCAGAAAAUAGGCUACAACAGAAAAGCCGCAUUCUGCCAACGACUUGCUGCCUGGCGACACGUUGCCGUUAGUAACACCAACCCUGACUGGGGCCAAAGUUAUCGAAUCAUGCUGGAAAGUUUCCCAGGGCACAAGCUCGUUCUUGUACCACAACAGGUACUCGAGAGCAACAUCGGCUGGCCGGUUUUACAGUACUCACAUAUCUGUACCAGAAAAUAGGCUACAACAGAAAAGCCGCAUUCUGCCAACGACUUGCUGCCUGGCGACACGUUGCCGUUAGUAACACCAACCCUGACUGGGGCCAAAGU
This is a messenger RNA of Uranotaenia lowii, 1419 nucleotides long. RefSeq names its product protein brunelleschi-like. The record is from RefSeq and is a predicted model, not a curated record. The coding region runs from base 330 to 704 and encodes 124 amino acids. NCBI's taxonomy places the organism in Eukaryota, Metazoa, Arthropoda, Insecta, Diptera, Culicidae. Gene Ontology annotation, cellular component: trans-Golgi network. The transcript is spliced from 2 exons.